Molecule: messenger RNA, 681 nt
Organism: Endocarpon pusillum Z07020
Lineage: Eukaryota; Fungi; Ascomycota; Eurotiomycetes; Verrucariales; Verrucariaceae
Exons: 1
Coding region: 1-681 (226 amino acids)
Source: RefSeq, a predicted model, not a curated record
AUGUCAACAUGCCCUUGCUUUAUGGUGAAGGUCCCAAGGCAUUCAUUCGCUUACAGCCACGAAAUCAUGGAGAGGUCAGACGACCACACAUCAUUCGCUUGGGGCUAUGGAAAAUAUAGUCGUUGGGAUCCUGAAACCAACCAAAAGCUCGCAUUCGUUUCGAACGGCUUAGCGGCAUCAGCGUGGAAUUUUUAUAACAUCAAAGAUGUUCAACUCUACCGACCAGACUGGCUGAGGUCAUCGCAUUAUGGCAAGACCAACAAGGGUAUUCUAAUGAAGCUUCCUGCACUGACACUGCCUGACUGUGAUACUAUCCUGGUUGCACUCAACUGCAUCGUCAUUACUCACUCUCACAUAAUUCUAGCGCACCCUCUCAUACCGCAUGGUACAGAUCUAGACGUGUACGAGCGUUUUGCGGAAUCUGUGCCAGUACUUGUUCCUGAGAGCGAUUCUGAGUGUCGAAGCAUCUACAUUACGUCAGAUCCCCGGUACCAGCGGCUACUCUCGGUUUUCCAGGUUGGUAUUGACAUCGACCUGAAUACUUUCUGGGAUCAAGGCUUUUCAAUUUCAUUGAUCUAUCCUCCUCCUCUUGGUGUACAGCUGAAACCUAUUCAGAAACUCAUUACACUUGAAUACCCAGAUACCGACUGGUCCAUGAUACGAUAUUCUACUAUACUCUAG